GGGUUCAAGAUUACUUUUAACUAAAAGAGGUAAGUGAGCAAGGGAAAGACAUGAUUUUAUUCAAUAAUACUGGAUUUUUGCGCUGUUUGACGUGAAACCGUCGUCAAGAAUGACGUCACACUCGUGGCUAUAGGUGCCGUUGCGUUGUGGUUACCGCGUUAGUUACUGACUUCGAUCGGUAGCAGCUAGACGUGUUUUGCACACAGCGAAAAUAUCUGUCACAAUAGCCAUGAAAAGAGAACGAUCGGAAAAGAAGAGCAAAGCAGUAUCCAAGAUGCCCUGUAUUGAAGCAACGGUAAACAACAAAUGUCAGUGGUACGAAGUGUUGCUAGAACUUCACCUCAAGUCUACCUUCAGGCUGACGGGGGCGAUUAACAAGUCUGACAAUCGUCGGGAGUUGCCCACCAUCCCGCAACCCACCCACACGAUGGAAUGGCUAGCUCGCACCAGUUUCAAACAUAGACCUCUACGGCACAACAUUGUUCCGCAACAGAGGAAGCACAAAACCCCAAAGAGACACACGCAGCACGACCACUCGAAGUUUGUCUACUGAUUGGGGGGUCCUUGUGCAGACAUGUUACCAAUCUCAGAGAUCAGAAGUUGUGACAGCGCUGUACCACUGGCAUAGUCUUGCUUUAAUUGAGGGCCCAUGUCUUACAGGUGUAUAAUACACGUGCGGUUUACGUGUGAAACACUGCAAUAUUUGAUCUUUUCGAUUUGUAUAUAGCAUAGCUCAGUUGUUUUAUGUAGAAUUUUCCAUUUGAACUGUAUAAUUUCCCCUUUGAAUUGUACAUGUUUAUUUACAUUCUACAUUUCUUAUUUGUAUUUUAUGAUCUUGCCAGAUAUAUAGGCUUUGUGUUAUAAACCAUUUGUAUCAAUUAUUUUUCAUUUGCACUUCAUCAAGUUUCAACGAAUUUUAUAUAUAUAUUCAGUAUUAGCAUCAUGAGGUAUGUUUACAAAGCCUUUUAUGAUUAACUUCAUUCUACUGGUACAACAGAAGGGUUGAACAGAAUUGGGCCAAAGUUAGGGGUAAUGAGACCUGUGUAGUCCCCGUUUCUCACUUUGGUUGGUGUCCUAAAAACUUGGUGACGGGGGGGGGGGGGGGGGGGUACCAGCCUACACAGAUUCACUGCCACCCUGAAAAUUCCUGAACCGAUGAAUACCUUCGUCACGAAAAAAAAAAUCAUAUUUAAUUAAUCUAAUUACAGUGUAUAUCGAAUAAAUACGAUGUAAUCAAAAUUUCUGAUACAAUACAAUGAAGCAUGAUAGCAUGGUUUAUUGCACAAUGCAAAUAAUAAAGUAUACAUACAAUGUAUAUACAAUUGAAAAAUCAUGGCAUAUAAUUAAAUAAGAAAUACACUGAAUGUACAACUAUAUUAAAAUCAAAUCCUUUGAGAAUACAAAUUAUAUGAAAUACAAUGCAGUACUAAUAGUAAAUUAAACGCCACAUAUGGAAAGAUCGAACAUUGCAAUUAAGUUUAUAUGUGAAUCAGAAGUGUAUCAUGUGCAUGCGUAGUUUUGCAUGAUUUGAAAUAAACACACAAAAAUGAAAA
This is a messenger RNA of Ostrea edulis (European flat oyster), 1553 nucleotides long. RefSeq lists its product as uncharacterized. The transcript is spliced from 5 exons. Bases 230 to 553 code for a protein of 107 amino acids. NCBI's taxonomy places the organism in Eukaryota, Metazoa, Mollusca, Bivalvia, Ostreida, Ostreidae. The record is from RefSeq and is a predicted model, not a curated record.